Gorilla gorilla gorilla (western lowland gorilla) is the source of this 2735-nucleotide messenger RNA. RefSeq names its product serpin family B member 1 (gene SERPINB1). Gene Ontology annotation, molecular function: serine-type endopeptidase inhibitor activity. The coding region runs from base 274 to 1413 and encodes 379 amino acids. The record is from RefSeq and is a predicted model, not a curated record. Lineage: Eukaryota; Metazoa; Chordata; Mammalia; Primates; Hominidae. Gene Ontology annotation, biological process: negative regulation of interleukin-1 beta production; negative regulation of endopeptidase activity. The transcript has 7 exons.
GCCGGAGAUUCGGGGAAAGGCUUUGAACUGAGAAAGGCGCCGCUCCCGAGGAGGGCGCUGCCCGGAAGCCACGCUCACUUCUGCUUGCACUUAGGCAACCUCGGGAGCUCGGACUCCUACGCAGUCACCGGGAAGGGCCGCCCCCCGCCCGCGGCUGCUGGCCCGGGUGACACUUCCGCAUGCUAUAAGAGCAGCGGCCCUUGGUGCCUCCUUCCUGACCUCGCACCCAGCUCGGAGCCCGGAGCGUGCCUCGGCGGCCUAUCGGUUUUCACCAUGGAGCAGCUGAGCUCAGCAAACACCCGCUUCGCCUUGGACCUGUUCCUGGCGUUGAGUGAGAACAAUCCGGCUGGAAACAUCUUCAUCUCUCCCUUCAGCAUUUCAUCUGCUAUGGCCAUGGUUUUUCUGGGUACCAGAGGUAACACGGCAGCACAGCUGUCCAAGACUUUUCAUUUCAACACGGUUGAAGAGGUUCAUUCAAGAUUCCAGAGUCUGAAUGCUGAUAUCAACAAACGUGGAGCUUCUUAUAUUCUGAAACUUGCUAAUAGAUUAUAUGGAGAGAAAACUUACAAUUUCAUUCCUGAGUUCUUGGCUUCGACUCAGAAAACAUAUGGUGCUGACCUGGCCAGUGUGGAUUUUCAGCAUGCCUCUGAAGAUGCAAGGAAGACCAUAAACCAGUGGGUCAAAGGACAGACAGAAGGAAAAAUUCCGGAACUGUUGGCUUCGGGCAUGGUUGAUAACAUGACCAAACUUGUGCUAGUAAAUGCCAUCUAUUUCAAGGGAAACUGGAAGGAUAAAUUCAUGAAAGAAGCCACGACGGAUGCACCAUUCAGAUUGAAUAAGAAAGACAGAAAAACUGUGAAAAUGAUGUAUCAGAAGAAAAAAUUUGCAUAUGGCUACAUCGAGGACCUUAAGUGCCGUGUGCUGGAACUGCCUUACCAAGGCGAGGAGCUCAGCAUGGUCAUCCUGCUGCCGGAUGACAUUGAGGACGAGUCCACGGGCCUGAAGAAGAUUGAGGAACAGUUGACUUUGGAAAAGUUGCAUGAGUGGACUAAACCUGAGAAUCUCGAUUUCAUUGAAGUUAAUGUCAGCUUGCCCAGGUUCAAACUGGAAGAGAGUUACACUCUCAACUCCGACCUCGCCCGCCUAGGUGUGCAGGAUCUCUUUAACAGUAGCAAGGCUGAUCUGUCUGGCAUGUCAGGAGCCAGAGAUAUUUUUAUAUCAAAAAUUGUCCACAAGUCAUUUGUGGAAGUGAAUGAAGAGGGAACAGAGGCGGCAGCUGCCACAGCAGGCAUCGCCACUUUCUGCAUGUUGAUGCCCGAGGAAAAUUUCACUGCCGACCAUCCAUUCCUUUUCUUUAUUCGGCACAAUUCCUCAGGUAGCAUCCUAUUCUUGGGCAGAUUUUCUUCCCCUUAGAAGAAAGAGACUGUAGCAAUACAAAAAUCAAGCUUAGUGCUUUAUUACCUGAGUUUUUAAUAGAGCCAAUAUGUCUUAUAUCUUUACCAAUAAAACCACUGUCCAGAAACAAGUCUUUCAUUUUCUUUGUAAGUUUGGCUCUGUUGGCUGUUUACACCCACGAAUUUUGGCAUGGUUAUCUAUUUUUCUUUUUUACAUUGAAAAAAUCCAGUGGUUGCUUUUGAAUGCAUCAAGUAAAGAAGAAGAAAAGAAUACAUCAGAUGCGUAGAUUCUUGACCAUGUAGUAAUCUAUAAAAUUGCUAUAUCCUCCUGAUAGCCAUGGGAAAACAUGAUAAGAUGGUCAUUUAUUUUGCAGUUAGAAUUUUGGAAGCCACAAAAUAGACAGACACCCUGGCUGUUGAAGGGAAGUUUAAAAACAGAUGUUCAAUUGAAAUGUAAGAGAGCACCCCAAUUGAGAGCCCAGGUUAUGCAGACAAGCUUGCCUCGCCUGACUUUUCUGUCCCUUGUUCUGCAGGAUUAGUAUUCUGUUACAGACCUCUAGUUUUUAGACUCUUCAAUUAAAGGGCCAAUGGUUAUAACCUGCAUUCCCUUUUUUGUUCUUCUUUAUGUAUAAUAUAUAGUUCAUGUGGCGCUGCAUGAAAUCAAGAAGUGGGUGUCUUAGGAUAAUAGAUACCGAGAGUCUACAAAAAUAACCAUGUAGUAAGAUAAACUGCUGAACAAAGGUUUUACUGUUAGCCACCUUCUCAUGUGUUUUCUUUUCUUUUUUUCUUUUUCUUUCUUUCUUUCUUUCUUUUUUUUUUUUUUUGAGACAGAGUCUUGCUCUUUUACCCAGGCUGGAGUGCAGUGGCACGAUCUCAGCUCACUGCAACCUCUGCCUCCUGGGUUCAAGUGAUUCUCUUGCUUCAGCCUCCUGAGUAGCUGGGAUUAUAGGCAUGCACCACUAGGCCUGGCUAAUUUUUGUAUUUUUAGUAGAGAUGGGGUUUUUCCAUGUUGGCCAGGCUGGUCCCGAACUCCUGACCUCAGGUGAUCCGCACACCUCAGCCUCCCAAAGUGCUGGGAUUACAGGCAUGAGCUACCAUGCCUGGCCUUCUCAUGUGUUUUCUGAUUAAGGCUCUUGACUUCCUUCAUCCAUACAUGUUGUUAUGCCAAUAAGAUGGCAUUGUGCAACGCUGUGUGGGGAGAUGGGGUGGGGGCUCUUGGACUAAUAUAAAACUUUGUCAAAUGUAGUUCUUUGAAUGGAGCUUGAAACGCUGCAUAUUCUUGCUCCCACAAGGAUAGUGGGCAUCAUGAAUUAAUAAAACUUCCUAGGAUUCUGCAAGCCA